UUAAAUAAAUUUCAAGUUGGGUAAAUGUGUGGCGUUCGCACACCUUUGUUGAGUGGCUGCGGCUGAAAAACGACUUUUCUGUCAUUUCACUUCAGGCCAAGAUAAUUGGCACAACAGCACCCAUUUAAGUCAUACCAUCUCACUAAGUUGGUCACCACAUUCCAUUUUAUACCAUCAAUAAACAAAACAUUGAGUUUCGAUUGGGAAAAUAACAGUUUUAUUUUUUUUUAAUUUAAGCUCGACGAGGAAGAAGUUUUGGGUUUUUUGGUUCAUUCUUGUUUUAUUUCAAUAAAAUUAUUCUUGUUUCUAUUUCAAUAUUUUGUUAUUAUUUAAAAUCGAUAAAAGGAGAAAUUGUGUGUUUAUUCUAUAAAAAAAACCGUAUUGUGUGAAGCCGAAAAAAGUAAAAUGAGUGAGUCAAGUGAAAAAACGGAUUACACGAAAAUAGGAGAUAAACGAGGGAUUUUGCGCUUGGAUAUAAAUAAGCCGCGAAAUUCCUCCGGAUCGGUUGAAUUCCGGAAUCAGCCAGAGCUCAUCUCAGAGGCUUCACCAUCGCCACAGUCAACGCAAUUAUCCGUGAAAUGGGCCUUUCCAAACGAUAAUACUACGAAAGCAGAAAAUGCAAGCGAUGUGCAAGUGCGACCAGAUCGAGUGUCAGGUUCAAGUGAAAAACGUGCGAAAAAAAGUUUAUCAGCCGAUCCCUAUCUUGGAUUUCAACCGUAUUAUGACCAGUUUUAUAUGGAACCAAUAGAUGUUCCCGAAUACAUAAAUUCUGAAGACGAAGACUAUUCAUUAUCUCUAUCGGCGGUGAUACAAAGGCGUGCUAGCGUACGUGGUCGUAAAAAGGGCUACUAUAGUCCAAGACGUGCAUCAAGUCCAAUGGGUCACGUAAGCAUUCCAGCUGGUAAUUCAAUUGCUGUUAGCAAAGCCGAUCGACGUCGCAGCUCUGUUUACACAACCAGCUCUGGCGAAACGGUCGUAUCACUCGGAGAUGGAGCCAACAAUCAGGAGUCAACGAAAGAGCAAAUUUUCGAAAAUAUUCGAUUGCACAAAGAAGUUCUACAAUCGGUUAAAAUGCAACCAUGGAGCAUGAGGCGAAAGCUACGUUUGGUUCGGCAAGCCAGAGAGUAUAUUGCACGGCAUGAAGGAGCAUUGCAGGAGCGCUUUGCUAUGUCUCGCAGCACAAAAGAUUUAUGGGCUCGAUUUAAAAUCGUUUUAACAGUUAAAUGGCAACACUUUCGGCGAGAAUUGGUUAACUUAUCGACACUGUUUGUUCCGUGGCAACUUCGCAUUAAGGAGAUUGAAUCACAUUUCGGAUCAGUAGUUGCGUCCUAUUUUACAUUUUUGCGAUGGCUUUUUUGGGUGAACAUCGUAUUAGCAUUUACACUCUCAACAUUUGUUAUUUUUCCAGAGUUUCUUGCAUCACAGUAUCAGGGCCAGAGUGAUCAUCGAAAAAUUAUGACGGACGAUGAGUAUGCGAAUGCCACUAAACUGAAGACCUUUUUAAAUUUCGAAGGCUAUCUCAAGUAUUCGCCACUAUUCUAUGGUUAUUAUUCAGACUAUUCGGGAAUCGCAAUGGGCCAACGAUACAAUCUACCCUUGGCUUAUUUCUUUGCUGGCGUUUCUGUAUACAUUUACAGCUUUUGGGCAACGUUGCGCAAAAUGGCAGAUAAUUCAAGGAUGUCAAAAAUGUCAUCAAAAGAGGAUGAAUGCAUAUUCUCAUGGAAACUAUUCACUGGAUGGGAUUACAUGAUAGGUCAUGCUGAAACCGCUCAUAAUCGCAUCGCAUCCGUUGUGCUGGGCUUCAAAGAGGCACUACUCGAGGAAGCUGAAAAGAAAAAGGAUAGGCAAAAUUGGGAGAUUAUUGUGCGCAGAAUUUUAGUGAAUAUUUUAAUACUUUGCUUGUUGGUGCUGUCAGCAUACGCUGUCGUUAGUGUUGUCAGACGAUCCGAAGAGGUGGGACCAACAAGUUCAUAUUGGCGUCAAAAUGAAGUCAGUUUCGUCAUGACCGGGAUUUCAUUCUUCUUUCCCACAUGCUUCGAAAUCCUUGGGCUAUUGGAGAAAUAUCAUCCACGAAAGCAAUUACGUUGGCAAUUAGGACGAAUUAUGUUGCUGAAUUUGCUGAAUUUGUUUUCGCUAAUUUUUGCGAUGUUUAAGAAAAUCGAAACAAUCAAUAAUAAACUGGACAUGAUGCGACGUCAUUGCGGGCCCGACAAAAAUCAAACAUCGAUCGUGCUGAAUGGUACGAAUGUGAUGCCCGAUCACCCACAUUCGACCGAUUCCACAUAUACAACCGCCUCCAUAUUCACCUCAGCCGCAAUAGCCCUCGGUGAAUUGGUGCCAACCGAUGCCAUCACCACGCUCGUAACAAUGGCAAAGAGCGCAUUCACCGAAAAUUUCGCAGGCGUUACACAAUGUGUUGAUAUUGUAGUGAAUUGCUCAAGCACAACGAUGGUCACAUCACUGUUGGCAUUGAACUUUACAACCAGCAUUUACCCCGAAAUUAUGAAACAGUUAAAUGUUAGCACCACCAUUUCAUCUUGGGAUUCGGACAUGUAUUCGUCCAGCAGUCUCAGCACUUUCGAUAUGUACGAUGAAAAUACGACCGAUUAUAAUGCCAGCACUAUCUAUACGAGUCGUGUGUAUCCAAUGGACGGCAGCACCACGACACCCAUUCCAUUUGAUGGGAGAUUGAACGAAGAUUAUGAGGCCACAACAUCAUCUUCUGACGAUUACGCCGAUGAAUACGAUGAUUCCAAUGCGGAUGAACGUUUCCGUAGGGAUGCGAUGAAUAUGUCGUUUGAAGAGAGCGACGUCAGCUAUGAUAUUGAAAGCGAUUCACUUACGUAUGAUUAUGACGAUACGAUCGACACCACCGAAGCCCCAUUUCAUAGUACAACCAUAGAUUUGUUCAAUAUGACCGAACUAAUAUCCACAACAGUGGCAUCAUUUCUACAAAAUAUCACCGAUACACUGGAUCCGUACAAUACAACACUAAUAUCGGAACAGUUUACGGAAUUUAUUGCAACCACAAUUAGUACCGAAAAUGAUAGUUUUGAUAGCGUUACUGAGACAACGGCACAGCCCGUUUACGAUAAAUGUAUCGACAACCCAAAUGGCUGGUACAUUGAAACGAUUUGCAAUGAGGUGACCCACGACGACGACAACGAUGGCAACGAAUUAACAACAACACCGCUAACCAAUGAAAGCCCCAUGGAAAUGCGUGUGCCAACAACAACAAUGACAACGCUAUCCACUACAGCUGGAUUCAAUGAAAAUUCGGCCAUUUUUCCGAAUGCAUCACUGACCACAGCUGUUAAUGAAUCUCUUUCAUCCAAUUUAACAUUAUUGACAAAAUCGAGCAGUGCAACGGAGUGUGUGCCAUACGCACCAAAAAAAGCCAACAACAUUACCGGCGUACCGCCCGAAUAUGUUGGCAAAGAGCUGAGCAAAACUAUACGAAAAAUGACCAAGGGGCAACAACAAACGUUGCGUGUCCUUUGCUGGGAAACACUAUUCGGACAAGAAUUGGUGAAAUUGACGGUACUUGAUCUGAUUUUUACCAUUUUUGCCACGCUAUUCAUGGACUUUUUCCGUGCACUGUUCGUUCGCUUCAUGAACAAGUGCUGGUGCUGGGACUUGGAGAAGAAAUUUCCAAAAUACGGAGAUUUCAAAAUUGCAGAAAACAUUUUGCAUUUGGUGAACAAUCAAGGUCAAGUGUGGAUGGGGAUGUUUUUUGCUCCUGGUCUGGCAAUUUUAAACUUAGUAAAACUCGGGAUUUUAAUGUACUUUCGGUCUUGGGCGGUUCUUACAUGCAACGUUCCGCACGAAGUUAUAUUCAGAGCUUCGCGUUCCAAUAACUUUUACUUGGCGUUGCUAUUGACGAUGCUGUUUCUGUGCGUGCUUCCUGUGAGCUACGCAAUCGUUUGGAUUGAGCCGUCGUGGCACUGUGGCCCGUUUGCCAAUCAUGAGCGCAUCCAUCGUGUCUUCACAGACACAUUAAAGACCAGUUUACCACCGGAAUGGCAUAAGCCAAUGGAUAUCAUUGCAUCCCCAAGCACAGUGAUCCCACUGUUGCUACUGUUGAUUCUGAUAAUUUAUUACUUGCUGUCGUUGACUGGUGCACUUCGUGAGGCAAAUCAGGAUUUGAAGAAUCAAUUGCGUCGCGAGCGACAAGAAGAGCGACGGAAGAUGUUGCAGCGUGUUGUUAAUGCCAAAUUGGAUGAUAGCUGUGGUAAUAAUGCAAUCGAUCGAUGGAGAAAAGUGCUGGAAGCUUCAUCGCCCGUAACACCAAAUGCGCCCGGUCAACCAUCUGAACCGGAUGAAGAGAAGAUUAAAGCUAGACGCGAAUUUCUGGCGCGCAUCAUGAAAAAGGCAUUGCGUAAGAGUUCAAAUACAUCCGAAGAUGAGAGUCAUGUGGGUGAUGAUGGUGACGAAACUGAUACUGAGCAACACGAACCAUUGCCCCAUGACCAAGACACAACGACAGCCGAAAAACGUACACCAACCAGACGCAAACGAUCGAGCGUUCAUUUGCUUGACGAUAGAAAGCCCGAAAACACACAACACACACAACUACAACAGCCGCAACAGCAACAACAGCAACAGCAACAACAACGCAAAUUAUCAUUUACCCGGAUGCGAGAUAUUGUUGAAGUUCCACGACGCAAAGCCGUCGAACAAGUGACCGAUGUCUUCAAGUCCAGCGUCAUUGUGGAGAAAAAAGAAAGAGAUGAGGAAAAAUGCACAACAAAACCGAAACCGGUAGAAAAAUCCAAACCACAUGACGAUGAUUACAAUAAAGUGAACGUUGUGUUGGAGCGACGAGCGCUGCGACGACAACAAAAUGCACGAGAAUCGGAAGGAAGCUUGUCUUUGCAAACGUCAUUACAGGAUUCCGCCAAUUAUGAUGUUGUAAAUGAAAAGAAUAAAAUUACGGAGAAACAACAUGCGACAAAACCAGCGAGUAAAUCACCGCCGAUGAGUACAAGCCCGGAUAUAUUCAAGUUUGAUUCAAGUAGUACUGCUGCUGCUGCUGCUGUUGGUGGUGGUAGUAAGAGAACGCGUGAGUACAACAGCAGCCGAGACAAUGAUGAAAGUGACACAGAUCAAACCAGUUACAAGGAAAUUACGCACGAAACCACCUCCGGCAAACCAAAGGGCCAACUAUCAAAAGACAGUUCAGGUUCAUUGUCAAAGAAUGCGUCGCCAACCACAUCAUUUCAAAUACAUUCGCCCAAAGGACGUGGCACCAAUAAUAAUUCGUCAUCGAAUGUAUCAACACCACGUGGCAGUAUCGAUCAUCGAAAAGAUGGCAAAGACCAACAACAACAUCAACACUCCCCGUCGCCAUCCGAAAAACUCACAUCACCAUCACCAUCCGAAAAACUCAAGCAAAACUCCGACGACCUUCUCAAUAAACCGAUACGAAAAUUGAAUUCAUUUUUAGCAUUGGUACGUGAAGCGGUCGCUGCAAAGAAACAAGAACAAAACCAAAUGAAGGAGAGAAAAGGGGAUGGUGGCGGAAGUUCAAAUCCUGAUUUGCAAUCACGUGUUAAAACCUAUAUCGAUGAUUCAGCGUCCGUAUCGAUGACGGAAAGCGUAAAAACAACCACCACCGAAACCACCUCAACGACCUCAUCAUCGAAAAAUACCACAUACUUUGAAUCGAUCCGACGUAAACGUCAUCAAGAACCACCGAAACCAAAGCGUCAAGACAGUCAAGCAUCAAUUUGGUCUGAGAAUAUACCGGUCAUCACAAUUAGCAAAUCGGAAAGUGAUGAAUGCAUUCUCGAACGAGACAACGACGAACUCAACGAGUCAUCAGAUAACAAAAGAGCGAAGCGCGCACAUGCACGCAACAAAAAAAACAUUUAGUUGGCAACUAAAAGUUCAAUUUAAUUUCAGUAUUUUUGUUUUUUCUUUGUUUCCUCAACUAAUACAUACUAUUAUAUACAUUUAGAUGAUGUAAGCCUAUCAAUUUUAUGUAACAACUUCCUGAACAAAUAUAUAUAUAUAUAUUUGGCGUAGUAUUUCGUUAAUGAAUGAAAUUAUAUCGGAAAGCUGAACGCAAAUAGCAAGAAAUCACACAAAUACACAUACGUCGUAGACAAGACAAGGGAAUAAGAUGAGCGAGUGAGCAAAAAAAAAAAACAUCGAAGCUGACGUGAAUUGACUCCGGCUUCGUUUAAAACUCAUCAACCGAAAUAGAAACAUUAGAUUUAAAACCAAACCAAAAAAAGAAUAUUCAAAUAUGUUGUGGGCACUGAAUAGAUGUUAAAGGUUACACGCUAUUUUUUGAUAAACAUUUGAUUAUAAUAAAAAAUGUUGGUCGUUACAUUUCAGUAGAUUUCGUUCCUCUGGUAUAUUCCAAUAAACACACUAAAUUAUCGCAUGCAAUGUUGACAACCUUAUAUAUAUUGUUUCGUCCUUUUCCUCCCCAUAUCAGAAGUGGAAAAAAGAAAAACAUCCAAAUUUCAUGUUAUACUUCUGUUUAAUUUUUUUUUUUUCGAACUGGAAUCUAAUAAAGUAUUUUGAUUACCCAUCAA
This is a messenger RNA of Sitodiplosis mosellana (orange wheat blossom midge), 6545 nucleotides long. RefSeq names its product transmembrane channel-like protein. Gene Ontology annotation, molecular function: mechanosensitive monoatomic ion channel activity. The coding region runs from base 406 to 5874 and encodes 1822 amino acids. Gene Ontology annotation, cellular component: plasma membrane. The record is from RefSeq and is a predicted model, not a curated record. Lineage: Eukaryota; Metazoa; Arthropoda; Insecta; Diptera; Cecidomyiidae. The transcript has 18 exons.